CCCUGGGGGCGGCCUCCCGGGCACGUAGGAAGCCCAAGGCCCGCCUCGGGGGCGGAGAAGAGGGCGAGGAGAGCAGGAAGCGGGCGAGCGAGCGAGCGAGGGCGCCAUGAUCGAAGGAGACGCUUCUGAGGUGCCGGUGGUGUUUGAGGAUGUCAUCAUUUAUUUCUCCAGAGAAGAGUGGAAGAUGUUAGAAAAGUGGCAGAAGGAUCUCUACUGGAAGGUGUUAAAGGAUAACUAUGAAGCGCUGGUCCUUGUAGGACAUCCAGUCACCAAAGCGGAUGUCCUGGCAUGGCUUGAGAAGCAUGAAUGUCCAAAUGGCAAUGGAAUUCAGCAACCCAAAACCAGUAGUCCAUCUGAGAUUCUUUGUCCAUCAAACCAGAGACUUCCACAGAUGUGCCACAAAGAAGGCAUCGAACAGGUGGGAUCUCUUCAGGAGCUCUGUAGUGAAGUGAAAGUAGACACUGCCCUUUGUUAUAACAUUACGGGAAGCCAUUCCCAAAGGACAGCUGUUUCGCCCAGAGAGUAUGAAUCUGGAGAAAGUGGCCAGAAGUCCCAGCUGAAGAGUUUGCCUCGAACACGGCCACGGGUCAGAAUAAAAAAGGCCUUCUUUCCUUGCUCUAAGUGCAAAAAGUGCUUUUCUAGUUCCUCAUUCUUGAAGGUGCACCGGAGGACUCACUUGAAGGAAAAUGGGAUGUACACGCAUCAUGGGAACGCCCUGAAGACACUGCAUUGUUGCACAGAUUGUGGUCAGAACUUCCACAGAUACCUUGACUUCCUCCAGCACAGAAAAAGUCACCAAAUGGCAAAUCCCUGGCUAUGCACUCAUUGUGGGGAUGUUUUUAUGUCCCAGAGCGAUCUUGCGAUGCAUGAGAAGGGCCAUUUAGAAGAGGCGAACCAGGACCUUGCUUCAUGUAGUCAAAAUGCUAUCUGUGAGUCAUCUGAGACUGGUGGCAGUCAGAUGGGCUUGGAUGAUCCCCAGCAGCAGGAAGAUGAUGGCAAAGUGAGAAAACUCUUCUCAUGUGUUUACUGUAAGUUGCAGUUCAAAGUAGAAAUGAAUUUGGCAGUGCAUUACAGAUACUGUCCCAAGGGAAAGCUUAAAAAUCCUCAGGAUGCGGAGGUUCCUGCCAGGCAAGGAUCACCCCAUUGGGCCUCUGCUCACAAGAGCGGUGACUUAUGGCAGCCUCAGCAUCCUUCGCAAACAUCCGCUCAGGUCAUUUGCCCGGAUCCUGGUCAGUUGGUUAUCCAGACGCAUCGCCAGAAACACCAAGUGGAGAAGCAGCGAAUCAGUGCGGAGCCUGGAGGAAGUGCCUCCUCAGUGUACAGUUCUGGCAGCCUCCAGAAAUCUUGUGCGACAAAGACGCUGCACAAAUGCCAGGAGUGUGGGGAGAGGUUUGUUUACAAGUGGCAGUUGGCUGCUCACCUGGAAAGCCACACCGGAGGGAAAGGCUCUUAUGGGAAGAGCUUUGCGCACAAAAGCAGCCUCUGGAAUCACUCUCAGAUUCACCAGGAGGAAGCCAAACUGAGAGGGGAAAACCACCAGGAGAACCUUGUCCCAGCCAUCAGCCACAGAGCUGACAAAGAGAGGCCUCUUUUUCCAUGCAAGGAGUGUGGGAAUAGCUUCUCAAAAUCAUACUUGCGUUUGCACCUGGCGGUCCACGCGGGAAUAAGGCACAAGUGCCUCCUUUGUGGGAAGUUGUUCAACUACAGGAGCAGUGCCAUUGGGCACCUCAAACAGCACAGGAAGGAGGGGCCUUUCUUUCCAUGCCCCAAAUGUGAGCGGAGGGGAGGUAUAUACUGUAGCUGCAGGAUGAAAAAGGUCCGCAUCACUCCUCCUGAGCCCUCAACGCAAGUGGCAAAGGAAUGAGUCUGCACUCAGGAUUGCUUCCACAAAUCACUGCAAUUAUGAAUAAGCAUCCUGAGUCUGAGGAUCAGAAGAACUCCCCUUAGAAACUGGAGGGUAAACCAUUUUGGUUCUCAGGGUUUUUUUUUUGGAAAAAUGUAGGAAUAUUUGGCAUCUAUAGCAGAGUAGAGUGUAGUGUAGACAGCGUGUUUUUAUUUCCCCUCAGAAUUUACCCUCAGAAGGUAAAUUCAUUCCUGAAAGAGUUAUUAUCAGGGGGGAAGGAGGUCUCCACUGAAGGAGAUCAUAUAUAUGGAAUGAAUUUCCCUUCUGAGUGGUAGAUUUCUCUCACUUCUUCUUUUAAUAAUAAAUACAGUAGAGUCUCACUUAUCCAACACUCGCUUAUCCAACGUUCUGGAUUAUCCAACGCAUUUUUGUAGUCAAUGUUUUCAAUACAUCGUGAUAUUUUGGUAUUACAUUCGUAAAUAAAGUAAUUACUACAUAGCAUUACUGCUUAUUGAACUACUUUUUCUGUCAAAUUUGUUGUAUAACAGGAUGUUUUGGUGCUUCAUUUGUAAAAUCAUAACCUAAUUUGAUGUUUAAUAGGCUUUUCCUUAAUCCCUCCUUAUUAUCCAACAUAUUCGCUUAUCCAAUAAUCUGCUGUCCUGUUUAUGUUGGAUAAGUGAGACUCUACUGUAAUAAUAAAACUUUAUUUCUAUUGUAAUCGGGUGAUUCUGAAGGUUUUCACUUUUUUUGGUCAAACUUGCAACAACCCUGGCGAUAAUAUUUGAGACUGUGGUGGAGGCUCCUUCUUUGGAGGCUUUUAAGCAGAGGCUGGAUGGCCAUCUGUCGGGGGUGCUUUGAAUGCGAUUUCCUGCUUCUUGGCAGAAAGGGGUUGGACUGGGUGGCCCAUGAGGUCUCUUCCAACUCUACUAUUCUAUGAUUCUAGACCGUUGUCUCACCUCCGUUCUUAACUGUGAGUUGGAAGUUACUGCCUGUACUUGGGUUUGCGUAAAAAAAAAUUCAGGAGGAAAGGGAUUACAAAAUAUUUUCUCAGAUGGAAAGGGCGAGGGGGAAAAGUUUGAGAAGCCUUGACACAGAUCAAAGAAAUAGGUGAAAAAAGAUAGGAAGCCUGCACCCCAGGGGUCUCUCUGUUCCCUCAUUACUCAGAUACUUCUUUACUUCCAACAAAAAGCGUGCUGAAGAGCCUGAGUGACUUUCCCUGGACUUGCACUCCAACUCAUUGCUUUGUGUCCCACAUUCCUUCCUGCUUGAAGACAUUAGAUCCUAGCCACAGUCCACCCAGAACAAGUACCCUGUGUUUUUUGGGUACCUUUCCUAGGGCACAGGUAAACUUGGGCCCUCCAGGUGUUUUGGACUUCAACUCCCACAAUUCCUAACAGCCGGUAGGCUGUUAGGAAUUGUGGGAGUUGAAGUCCAAAACACCUGGAGGGCCCAAGUUUGCCCAUACCUGUCCUAGAAGUAAAAAAUCUUUUGCCCCUGAAACUUUUUUCCAUAAAAACAAAAUGUAAUAAUUAUAUUGUCAGCUAGUUUCUUUUAGAAAAACGAAUGAAAUGUUUAAGACAAGUUGUUCACGUAUCUUUGUUGCUGUUACUGUGUGCCUUCAAGUCGUUUCUGUCCUAAUGUAACCUAAAAGUGAAUUUAUCUCAGGGUUUUCUUGGCAAGAUUUGUUCAGAAGAGGCGUGAACCCAGUGAGUUUCCAUGGCUAUGUAUGGAUUCGAAGCCUGGUCUCCAAAGUCAUUGUCCUAUGUUCAAAUCACUAUGCUACCUUGGCACCUUGUCAUGUAUUUACUGUCCCUAAAAUAAUUUCUCACAACUAUGCAAGAUUCAUUUCUUUAAUGUAAAUAUAUGUACAUUUCCACAAUAGAAAACCUAAUAAAACAAUGGGAAAAACUGAGGCCCAUCUAACAUAAUUGGAACAAAUCAGAAAUGAUGGUAUUUAACUAUCAAGAAGAAGAGAUAAAAAAUAAACUAGGAAGGGGAAAUAAAAAUAAAAAUUAAAGAAACAAUAAAAUAUUUAGGGACAAAUAUAACUAAAGAAUUUUAAAAAAUGGAAAUAAAUAGAAAUGUAAUUUUAAACUAUCAAUAAAGCUGGAGGAGGAAAAAAUGGAAAUAAGCAAUUUAACCAAAUUAUGAAUGAAAAUUAAUAUAAAAUUAUUAGAAUACACUAAGCUCAAAUUAUUGUGGUUUGGUAAGAUAGCAUUAGUUAAAAUGAAGAUAUUAAUCAAAUUAAAUUUUUUAUUUAGAAUGCUACCAGUAGAAAUUUCAGAUCAAAAAAUAAAAAAUUGUAUGGGCAUGUUAAACUUGUAUUGUAAUGGAAACAAAGAAAGCUAGAAUAAACCAAAGCAUAUGGUAUAAACCACAAAAAGAAUGUGGUCCCAGACUUCCAAAUCUCAAGUUAUAUUACCAUUCUAAUCAAAUAAGAUAUAUAGUAGAAAGCUUAGCAAAACAAACAAGGUGUGACGUGGCCGACUAUGCCAUGUCACACCUUGUUGUGCAGGUAGCCAGCUUAUUUGCAGGUUCUACUGCAUUUUAAGAUUUUUUUAUAACUUAUAAUUUUUUUGCUGGGAUUUUAUAUGAAUUGUUGUCUUUUAUGCUUAUGUUAUAUAUUUAUACUUGUGUAUUUAUAUAGUUUGUAUUAUGGUUUAUAUGCGGCACUAUGGUGCUCCCAAAGCAGUUACUAUACUCCCAACUCAAGAACGGAAAAUGGAAUGUUAGUGGGCAGGGAAAGAGAUUUAAAGAUGGGUUUAAAGCUAACCUUAAAAACUCGCAUAGAAACCAAGAACUGGAAAGCCCUGGCCCUUUAGCGUUCUAACUGGAGGUCAGCUGUGACCAGCAGUGCUGUGGAAUUUGAAGAGGCACGAAUGGAGGGCGAAAGGGAGAAAUGUGCCAAGAGGAAGGCGCGCCAAGCCAACCUUCCUCCCGGAAACCAGUGUCCUCACUGUGGACAAACAUGCGGGUCAAGGAUAGGGCUCCACAGUCACCUACGUACACACCGCCAGGACACACUUGAAAGGCCAUAAUACUUGCACAACAAGGGGUCACCUAAAUUAUUAAGUAAGUUAGUAAGCAAGUAAUAUAUAACAAUAAAGAAAUAAAAUAUGUAUAAAUAGGUAAAAGAUGUGUAAUAGAGUUAUAUGUGACAUUGGGGAAAGUUAGAAACUGAUAAGAAGCAUACUUAAGGUGUGGUUGAUUUUUCUUCUUUUUUAUUCGUGUAAAAUAUGUCGUAUUCCUCUGUCCAAGAUAUUGUAAAGAGGGGAAAGGGUGUAUAUUUAUACAUUUUGAUUUAUAAAUCUAUAAAUAAAAGUUUCUAAAACUAAA
This is a messenger RNA of Anolis carolinensis (green anole), 5179 nucleotides long. RefSeq names its product zinc finger protein 25. Gene Ontology annotation, biological process: regulation of DNA-templated transcription. The coding region runs from base 107 to 1864 and encodes 585 amino acids. NCBI's taxonomy places the organism in Eukaryota, Metazoa, Chordata, Lepidosauria, Squamata, Anolidae. The record is from RefSeq and is a predicted model, not a curated record. The transcript has 4 exons.